UUGAGUUCAAAGUGAGUACCAAAUUUGUGCCUUACUAUAUAUUAUACCUAUCUAUAUAUUGUAGAUGUCAUAUCUCAAUACAAAGGGUUGCAUUUUUUGUUGGAUCAUUUAAUUAAGCUUCAAAUUCAAUUAUCCUAAGAAAGAAUGAGACAAAGAUUGGAAAGGUUUGUCAUUCUUCCUUUCUCCAUUGGUUGUGUCUCUGAGGCCAGUGUAGAUGUUGGUGUUCCACAUCCAAGAAGAUCAAAAUCAGACACUAACUCACAACAUGAUGCAAUAAAAGGACAUAAAGAUGAGGAGGAGGAUUCAGAGAUUUUGUCUAAUGAAAGCAUGAAGAAUUCUUUGAGAGUACUCCUUGAUGUUGUUCCAAAGCCUAACCUUUCCUUCAACAAGUUGUUCAAAGGUUUCAAGAACAUUUCUCAAUUGUUUGGGGAGAAAGAAGAGGAAUUAGAAGAAGAAAUGGACAUGGACAUGGAAAUAGGGUGCCCAACAGAUGUUCAACAUGUGACACACAUUGGUUGGGAUGGUGUGACAACCUCAUUUGCUGACCUUCUAUCUAUACCAUUACCAGCCUCUCAAUCUUUACAGCCAAAAUAUGAAUAAUCAUCUCCCUUCAUGCUUUUUUCUAUUACUUAAUUAAUUCAAAAUUGUAUCUUAUACAUGAUAUAUGAAAAACUAGAAAGAUAAAAGUGUGAUUUGAUUGUUGUGGAUAUAUACAAAUAUUAUAUGAGCAUAUUAUAAA
Molecule: messenger RNA, 739 nt
Organism: Vicia villosa (hairy vetch)
Lineage: Eukaryota; Viridiplantae; Streptophyta; Magnoliopsida; Fabales; Fabaceae
Product: CRIB domain-containing protein RIC4-like
Exons: 3
Coding region: 145-600 (151 amino acids)
Source: RefSeq, a predicted model, not a curated record